Molecule: messenger RNA, 2448 nt
Organism: Abrus precatorius (Indian licorice)
Lineage: Eukaryota; Viridiplantae; Streptophyta; Magnoliopsida; Fabales; Fabaceae
Product: G-type lectin S-receptor-like serine/threonine-protein kinase At4g27290
Exons: 7
Coding region: 1-2448 (815 amino acids)
Biological process (GO): protein phosphorylation; recognition of pollen
Molecular function (GO): ATP binding; protein serine/threonine kinase activity
Source: RefSeq, a predicted model, not a curated record
AUGGCCACUCUUCCUCUUAUGUUUCUUGUUGCCAAGUUACUUUUGUCCUUCUCUAAAAUUUCAGCUGAAACAGAUACCCUUACUCAGUUUCAAUCACUUCAUGAGAACAUGACCUUGGUUUCAAACGAUGGAACCUUUGAGUUGGGUUUCUUCAACCCAGGUAAUUCCACAAACCAAUACAUAGGAAUAUGGUACAAAAAUAUACCAAUUAGAACUAUCGUUUGGGUUGCCAACCGUGACAACCCAAUCAAAGACAAUUCCAGCAAGUUGAGCAUAAGCAUGGAGGGAAACCUUGUACUUCUCAACCACAACAACACAGUUAUUUGGUCAACAAACGCAACAACGAAAAGGGUCAACGUAGUAGCACAGCUAUUAAACCCAGGCAACUUGGUUCUAAGAGAUGAGAAAGACAACAAUCCUCAAAACUACUUGUGGCAAAGCUUUGAUUACCCUUCAGAUACACUUUUGCCUGGAAUGAAAGUGGGAUGGGACUUCAAAAAAGGCCUCAAUAGGCGUGUAACAGCUUGGAGAAACUGGAAUGACCCUUCUCUAGGGGACUUUAAAUGGGGUAUUAUACCUACAAAUAACCCUGAAGCGGUUAUGUGGAAGGGCUCAAAAGAGUUCUAUAGAAGUGGCCCUUCAGAUGGCAUUAAAUUCAGUGGUAGUCCAUUUUUGGCAUAUAAUUCAGUAGUCAACUACACAUUUGUGUCCAAUAACGAUGAAUUCUAUUUUACUUAUAGCAUCGGUGAUAAGUCAGUGAUUUCAAGAAUUGUGAUGAAUCAAACGGUUUAUACACGCCAACGCUUGACGUGGAAUCGUGAUAGCCAAACAUGGAUAAUGUCUUCAGUAUUGCCUGGUGAUUAUUGUGACAACUAUAAUCUUUGUGGGUCAUUUGGGAUCUGUGUAAUUAAUGAGUCUCCAGUGUGCAAAUGUUUGGAUGGGUUCAAGCCAAAAUCGCCACAAAAUUGGACCCAAAUGAAUUGGAAUGAAGGAUGUGUCCACAAUGGAACAUGGAGUUGCAGGGAAAAGAACAAGGAUGGUUUUCAAAAAUUUAGUAACGUGAAGGCACCAGACACUAAGAGAUCAUGGGUCAAUUCAAGUUUGACUCUUGAUGAAUGCAAGAACAAGUGUUGGGAAAAUUGUUCUUGUAUGGCUUAUGCAAAUUCAGACAUCAGGGGAGAAGGUAGUGGCUGUGCCAUUUGGUUCGAUGAUCUAUUAGAUUUAAGAGUGAUUCAAAAUGGUGGACAAGAUAUUUAUGUUAGAUUGGCGAUGUCCGAAAUAGGUGGUUCAAAGAAAAAUGUGGCUGUGAUCACAAGUGCUGUGUUUUCUGUUAUUGCGAUAUUUUUAAUUUUCAUAUUCAUUCAUUGGAGGAGCAACACAAAAAUCAAAGAGAUCAUCACAAGGAUAAGAGUAAAGAACAAUGAAAGCAAGCAAGAAGACUUGGAACUACCAUUAUUUGACCUUGCCUUAAUGGCACAUGCUACAGAUCACUUCUCAAAUCAAAACAAGCUUGGUGAAGGGGGUUUUGGACCUGUAUACAGGGGAACACUACCAGAUGGACAAGAGAUUGCGGUUAAGAGGCUUUCACAAACAUCUAUACAAGGAUUAAAAGAAUUUAAGAAUGAAGUUAUGCUAUGUGCUAAACUACAACAUCGAAAUCUUGUUAAAGUUCUUGGCUGCUGCAUUCAAGAUAAUGAGAAAUUACUUGUAUACGAAUUUAUGGCCAACAAAAGCCUUGAUUUUUUUCUCUUUGAUUCUGAUCGCAGUAAACUUCUAGAUUGGCCAAAGCGCUUUUGCAUUAUAAAUGGAAUUGCCCGUGGACUACUCUAUCUUCAUCAAGACUCAAGACUAAGGAUCAUACACAGAGAUCUUAAGGCAAGUAAUGUCUUAUUAGAUUAUGAGAUGAAUCCAAAAAUUUCAGAUUUUGGCCUAGCUCGAAUGUGCCGAGGUGAUCAAAUUGAAGGGAAUACAAGCAAAGUAGUUGGUACAUUCGGUUAUAUGGCGCCAGAAUAUGCUUUUGACGGAAUAUUCUCUAUCAAAUCCGAUGUAUUUAGUUUUGGCAUAUUAUUGCUAGAGAUUAUAAGUGGCAAGAAAAAUUCUAGACUCUUCUAUCUAAGUGACUACAAUAAUCUUACAGGGCAAGCAUGGAAGUCAUGGAAAGAGGGUGUUCCAAUGCAGUUCAUUGAUGCUAGUUUGGAGGACUCUUGUAUUCUCUCUGAAGUCUUGCGAUGCAUUCAUAUUGGUCUUUUAUGUGUGCAGCAUCAUCCAAAAGAUAGGCCAAACAUGAGCACUGUAGUGGUAUUAUUGAGCAACGAGGGUGCAUUGCCUGUACCUAAGGAUCCGUGUUACUUAACAGAAGAAAUCUCAACUAAAGGAGACUGUGAUUUUGAGAACCUAUCACCCUAUUCAGUUAACGAUGUCACUAUCUCAAAUUUGAGUGAGAGAUAG